CCACUAACAACAAUGAUGCAUACAUUUUGGCCUGAGACAAAGCUUAUCAGGGGAUCCCCAGACAUCCUAAGAGCCAGGGAUAUGUGGAAAAGGCCAACGGCGACAUAAAAAUGAUGUUAUGGGGAUUGAUGCGGGAGAAGAACAUGUUUAACUGGGUGGACUUGCUCAAGCAGGUGCAAUUAACCAAAAAUACUGUCAACCAUAGAGUAAUUGGAAUGUCUCCCUACGAAGCAAUGUUCGAGCAGAAGCACGCAUCACCUAUGAAAAUCACAGAAUAGGAGACUGACUACGAAGGGACUGAUCAACAACAACAAUAACAACAACCAUGGGAUCAACAGAUGGAGAUUGAGGAAGAAGACGGAGCGGGGGUAGAACAGGAGCAGUAGCAACAAAAACCAUCAUGGGAUGAACAGAUCGGUCGCAGGGAAAAAGACUGAGUGGGGGUACAACAGCAGCAAUAGCAGAAACAAUAACCAUCAUGGGAUCAACAGAUGGGGUCCAGAGAAAAAGACGGAGACGGGGUACAACAACAGCACCAACAACAACCAUGAUGGGAUGAACAGAUGGGGACCAGGGAAAAAGACGGAGAGGGAGUACAUCAGCAGCAAGAGGAGGAGGAGGGAAUACAAGAACAAGAAAAGCAGCAGCGGUUAUACAAUGAAGAGGUAGAAAUUUCUGGAGAUGAAGAAUUGGUAGAGGAUGAGGAAGAACUGUAAAUGAACAACAUUUGGAAAAUUUUAUAAAGAUCAGACAACGAGUGAGAGAUGGGAUCGAACAACAAGCAUCUAAGUUGAUUAAACCUACUUUUUCCUAUUCUUUACAUCCCGAGUUCAACGACUGUGUCAACGUCAUGAUUCCUUAGAUGGAUCGGCCGAGAAAGAUGAGCAUGCAAAAUUUUGUUGGAGUAAUUGUGGGCAUCGAAGAAAAAAAAAAAGGACACAAAUUAUACAGUGCAGUAACAGAAUACGGUUUUAUAAGGCUAUUACUCUCUCGCAAUCAAUUUGAAAUAUGCCGCCGAAGGAAUGUGAUAGAUAUCGAGACGGUGAACAGAGAACGGACAGUAUCCAUCAGAAAUAGCUUCCGCGGAAGCGAUAUAGGGCAGCGAGGAGCCCUCCUCCAAUGUUUGUCACUGUGCUACAGAUUUCUGUAGGACAAUGCGCUGAUUUUGCAAGAGAAGGGGCUUAUUGUGUACGGAACGGUGUAAGCAUAGGCGUAAACCCAAAACCGGUCGCAUCAAUCAAGA
Molecule: messenger RNA, 1243 nt
Organism: Scylla paramamosain (green mud crab)
Lineage: Eukaryota; Metazoa; Arthropoda; Malacostraca; Decapoda; Portunidae
Product: probable serine/threonine-protein kinase DDB_G0286481
Exons: 8
Coding region: 406-669 (87 amino acids)
Source: RefSeq, a predicted model, not a curated record